AUGCUUUCAGUUGCAGGAAGAGGAGAUAUUGGCAUCUGUGGCUGGAUCCUGCUGAUCAUAUCCGCGUUGUUUGCUGCCAUCACCUUCCCGCUGUCCAUCUGGUUCUGUGUUAAGGUUAUUAAUCAAUAUGAACGCGCUGUUGUGUUUCGGUUGGGCCGUAUCAUCUCAGGAAAAGCCAAAGAGCCAGGGAUGAUAUUCAUUCUCCCCUGCACAGAUACUUUUAUUAAGGUGGAUCUCAGGACUAAAUCAUUUGUGAUCCCGCCACAAGAGAUCCUUACAAAAGAUUCUGUAACAAUCAAAGUGGAUGGAGUUGUGUACUACAAGAUUGUGAGACCAAUGAAAUCGGUGGGAAAUGUGAUAAACGUGUCUUCAGCAACUUCCCGGUUAGCUGAAACAACUCUGAGGAACAUCUUAGGAACACAAACUCUUUCCAGCACCAUGUCAAAUCGCGGGCAGAUUGCUCAUAGUAUUCAGUCACUACUGGAUAAUGUUACUCACCAAUGGGGAGUGAAGGUGGAAUGCAUGGAGAUGAGAGACGUGCGGCUUCCUGUACAGAUGCAGAGAGCUAUGGCUGCUGAGGCAGAAGCUGCACGAGAGGCCAGAGCUAAGAUCGUAGCGGCAGAGGGUGAGAUGAAUGCUUCUCGGGCUCUGAAAGAAGCGUCAAUGGUUAUAUGCGAAUCACCCGCAGCUCUACAGCUACGCUACCUGCAGACACUGAAUACAAUUGCAGCACAGAACAAUUCCACAAUUGUAUUCCCGUUCCCUAUUAGUCUACUACAAGGUGUCAUUAGAAAAUGAUCAACUCUGGAGCUCUUUAAGAAUUGAAUGUUAAAUGUUAUCAAAUUAAUAAACUUAUCAGGUGAU
Molecule: messenger RNA, 864 nt
Organism: Pseudophryne corroboree (corroboree frog)
Lineage: Eukaryota; Metazoa; Chordata; Amphibia; Anura; Myobatrachidae
Product: stomatin-like
Exons: 6
Coding region: 1-798 (265 amino acids)
Cellular component (GO): plasma membrane
Source: RefSeq, a predicted model, not a curated record